UAGUACUGCGUUGGCACUGCGGGCUUGGAGAUUGUUUUCUCCAGUUACGUCUUAAAGCCGUCAGAGACAAGAGGAUCAAGCAUGUUGGAGUUCUGCUUACCAAGAAAGGGUAAGAGAGGUAGUUGUAGCUGUGCCGCAGCUCGUCUGCCCACCCUAGAUAUGAGUCGGAAACUACUUGUUCCAAAGAUGUGAGGCGGUCAGAGCUGCAGCGCGACAUUCCACCGGCUUGGUUGGGGACGAUGGCGUCGGCCCCAUCAGCCACCGUCCGCCGGCGGGAGCGUCAGCAUCGAGGAACCGCCGGGAGCAGUGAGAAACACGCCAUGCUUGUUCCUACGAAGGGAACUACAAAGGUGUUCCUCGCUGCUCUGAUAGCGCAAGAACUCCACCAACUUGCAGCCGGUUACCAGCAGAAGAAGAACCUCCUCGUCGCUAAGAAGUUCUUUCUGCGUGAUGGUAAAAAGUCCUCCGCAACUCUUCAUCAGCGUCUUCAGAUGAAAGCCAGUCCGGUCUCCGGUGCGCCCUUUUUGUUGAAGACCCCUCUGAAAGCGAUGCCCACGGAGGAAGAUGACGACAUCAACCCGCAGCUAUUCAUCACGCGGGAGCAGUUUGUGAACAAAAACGCCAAACCUCCUUCCGCUUGCGAUCUCGGCACGAACCCGAGCAAGGACGACUGCAUGGCCGUCAGCGGGCGCGAGUGCAUGUGGGUCUCGCUGAAUUCCGCCGGGAUCCGGAACGCCAAGUCCCAUUGCCUGCCCUGCGAAAUCGACAACAACAAGAUCCCCUGCUGGAACGUGGGGGCAAAGAUCAACGGCGAUACCGUGGAGGAGUGUCAGAUGCAGUGUCCGCAUCAGGCGCAGGUCCGCCAGCCGGAGUACGCCUGCGUGGAAGAGAGCGGGUUUUUGACCAAGUCGCAAUGCUUCGACCUCGGGAACAAGUCCGGAUCGAAGUGUAUGUACCUGAAUUACAAGAAGCAGGACGCUUUCGGGGCCGACACGCUGUCGAUCUGCGCGCCGUGUUUCGUCUCCGGCAUCGGCACCUGGGACUGCCCGAAGACGGGGAAAUUUGGCGACGUGGUUUCCUGUGACUCGCAGUGCGCGGCGCCUCCGCCGCCCCUGCCACCGCACGCCCCGCCGCCGCCGAAAGAUCCACCCGAGUCGCCGGGCCUGAAAACCACGACGCUGAAUAACGGCGUGAAUCAAGACCCGGAGCUGCAGAAAGUGACCAUGGUGGACGCCCCGUUUCCCGUGACGCCCGCGCCGCCCCCGUCCAACGAAGAACUCAUUGCCGCGGCCCAGGCAGCCAGGGACGCCGCGGCCCUGGCCAGCGGAACCACGCCGGCACCGCCGCUGCCCUUCUACUACCGUGAGGAAAAAUCCCCCCUCCCCCUAUCAAAACGAAAAUCUGUGAUGCAGAUUUGUGGCCACAAAUCAGCUUUGUCAUGCUAGGAGGGAAAAGAGGCGGACUGUAGUGCUGGGCGGUGUGCUGGGAAGGCCUUGCAUCUUCAGCAUGACAGGAGGCAGACGGACUUAAGAAACAGCAUGACAAAGUGCCUGCAAACGAGGCCACAACUGCUGCUCUUAGUCUUCUAGCAAUGCAAGUCGAUUUGUGUCCUCAAAUACAGCAUGACCAAUUUCGUUUUCGAUAUGGGGAGGGGGGACUUUUCCUUUUGAUAUCUACGUGCCGGUCGUCAUGUAUCGAAAACCGGAAGACUACGCGCAGCAAACGCCGAUCCUGGAUCGCUAG
This is a messenger RNA of Amoebophrya sp. A120, 1743 nucleotides long. The record is from the annotation of a GenBank genome assembly. NCBI's taxonomy places the organism in Eukaryota, Dinophyceae, Syndiniales, Amoebophryaceae.